Messenger RNA from Dothidotthia symphoricarpi CBS 119687, 1403 nucleotides. RefSeq names its product peptidase C14. Gene Ontology annotation, molecular function: cysteine-type endopeptidase activity. The transcript is spliced from 2 exons. Bases 248 to 1210 code for a protein of 320 amino acids. Lineage: Eukaryota; Fungi; Ascomycota; Dothideomycetes; Pleosporales; Dothidotthiaceae. Gene Ontology annotation, biological process: proteolysis. The record is from RefSeq and is a predicted model, not a curated record.
GCAGCCAUUGCCAUUCGUGAGCUAGAACAACAAACAUGUCGAGUCGCCUCCCAACGCGACGCGUCCUCCGCUACGUGUAUUCAGUGGAGCCAUGCAUGUACUAGCACCAGUAUGGCAGUGAUCAGAGCGAACAUUCACUACCCCUCUACCCCUCCAACGCCAUGACAUCUACGCAGCUCCCUCGAAGCCCCUAUCACCAACACUACAACCCACACCCUCUACACCACCAUCUGAACCGCCCCCCAAGAUGUCGUACCGCCGCAAAAAGAGCCUCCUAAUCGGCAUAAACUACGUGGGCUCUGCCCACGAACUACGCGGCUGCCACUCAGACGUCGACAACAUGGCGGAAUUCCUCUCCUACCACGGCUACAGCAACACGCACAAAGACCGUGUAAUGCUGACGGACAACCCCGCCGUCUCCCAAGACUCGCCCUACUACCCGACCGGCCACAACCUGCUCGCCGCCAUGGACUGGCUCGUCUCAGAGCCCGGAUGCACGCUAUUCCUGCACUACUCAGGGCACGGCGGGCAGAUCGCAGAUGUAGACGGCAACCGCGAGACCGGCGUAGACAGCAGCAUCGUGCCCGUCGACUUCGAGACCCGCGGGCAAAUCAGCAGCACGCUCCUGCACGAGCACCUCGUCACACGCAUGGCGCCAGACUGCACGCUCUUCAUCCUGCUCGACUGCUGCCACUCGGGCUCCGCCGUCGAGCUCCCCUACGUCUUCCGCUCCGACGCCGACGGCCAGAUCAGCCUGAUGGACAACCUGAAAGUCGGGGCGCAGCUGUUCGGCGAGGCCCAGGGUAUUAUCUCCGGCGGCUUCUCGUACCGCAAGAUCGGCGAGGCGCAGACGCUGCUCGCGGGCGCGAGUACGUUUUUCAAGGGCCUGCGCCAUAUGAGCGAGCAGGAGGAGGAGGAGGGGCUGCAGGGCGGCGAGUUUGCGGGCCAGUACGGCAGCGAGCAGAAGAUGGUUACUAUGUUCAGUGGGUGUAAGGAUGAUCAGACGAGUGCCGAUGCGAGGAUUCAGGGGAAUGCUACGGGGGCCAUGACGUGGGCGUUUCUUGAGACGAUGAAGAGGAAUAGUGCGCCGACGUAUGCGCAGACGCUUCAAUUGACACGCCAACUCCUUGACCAGAGCAAGUACACGCAGAUCCCACAACUGAGCUCCGGGCUGGACAUCGAUCUGGAGAACCUCUCGCUGGUGCUGUAAAUCCCAAUGUUGACUCACAAGCACAAUCUCAAUGGGGCACCAUGGCAUGUUAGCGAAUAUUCUGUAGUAUAUACUCCAUGCCAGACGGUAAGGCUAGAAGAAAAGGAAAAAUCAAAAUAAAGAUAAAGAUGAAAUUAGAUCACACUUUUGCAUACAUUAUUACUAUUACUACUACUACUACUACUACUACUAC